This is a messenger RNA of Amborella trichopoda, 770 nucleotides long. Its product is annotated as glucan endo-1,3-beta-glucosidase 4. The record is from RefSeq and is a predicted model, not a curated record. NCBI's taxonomy places the organism in Eukaryota, Viridiplantae, Streptophyta, Magnoliopsida, Amborellales, Amborellaceae.
CAGAAGGUCAAGCUGCAAGAUCCAGAGUCUAGAGCCCCAAUGGCCUCUCGCUCAAUGGCUCUCUCUCUCAUCCCCUGGAUUCUGGUAGCUCUCCUCUCACUGAAUCUGCCAUUAUCAGAUGGUGAUGAUGAGAAGCAAUGGUGCAUUGCAGAUCCACAGACGACAGAUGAGCAGCUGCAGGGGGCCAUGAACUGGGCUUGUGGCACAGGUGGGGUUAACUGCACCAAGAUCCAGCCAGGAGGCGAAUGCUAUGAUCCCAACAUAGUGGUAGACCAUGCUUCUUAUGUUUUUAAUGAUUAUUGGCAAAGGUUCAAGAACCAGGGUGCCUACUGCUAUUUCAAUGCGGUUGCCUUGAACACCGGGGAGGACCCAAGUGAGCAAACACACUCUCCACAAAAAAAGUCAUGGCUCCUGCAAGUUCGAGUGUCUUCCAUGAUCCCUCUGUAAUUUCUUAUAUUUCUCCUCUUAAGGCAUCAGUCAAUUUUAUCAAAAACGUAUCACAAAUAAAUGUUUUGAGGUCAUGUUUGGAAUGUUUCGGCAAUGGGAGGAACAAAAAUUAUUCCAAUUCUUCAUUACUCAAUACAAAAUUCUUCCUUAAUAUCCAUUUUAUCAAGAUGUAUUUCUCGUGCACAUUAGAAUUCCUCUCAAUUUUUUCCCACAAUUUGUGAUGGAUCAGAUAAAGAUGACCAUUUUUUCUUGUGUGACGUAAAUUUCUAAAUAAGCGUGACUGAGUGAAAGAGAAGAUUCCACUACCUGACAAUUAGCUACCA